UCCAAUGUAUUUCACAUGAGAAAGCGGAAUACACAUAUAAGCAGCAAACCCUGGAGUCCGGAUGCCAGAGACAGACUAAGAUUUGACUUUGUGACAUCAUGCUUGUGUGUCCGUGCAGUGGUGUCCUGCCGGCCCUCAGUGAAGGUGCUGUCUCCAGAGGACGGGAAGCAGAGCAUCGUGCAGGCGGCGCAGCAGCUGUGUCGCUCUGUGGAGAACAGAGAGAGGAGCUCCAGAGACAUCAGCGUCUCCAUGCUGGACCUGCUGCUCCGAGAAUCCAAGAGCGUCCCAGACCCUGAGCUGGUGGUGAAGUUUGGCCCGGUGAACAGCACGCUGGGCUUCCUGCCCUGGCACAUCAGACUCACAGAGUUCAUCUCCCUGCCCUCCCACAGAGACGUCUCCUACGAGGACCUGUUGGGGGUGCUGCGGCGGUUUGGCAGCUGUCAGCAGCGGCUCGGACAGUGAAGUGCAGGCAGGAGGAAGUGCGGGGUUCACAGUCGGAGGAGAGUUUGGACAGGUGUGACCCCUCCAUGCUUCGCUGUGUCCCCCACUACUCCACUCCCCAAAUCUGUCCACGUCCUGGUUCUUUAAAAGACAGCCAGCCAGAUCACUUCCUGCCACCAGCUCUUGUCUUAUCAUAAACUUGCAUUCCAGGACUUCUGGAACAUGCUCUCCAAGCCAAGGGAAAAUAGCACAUUAGACUCAGUGGCAGGAGAAGUGUGCACAGACUCUGUUCUGUCCUCUCAGAGCCUCAGCCUCCAGCUGCUGUUGUCUGCCUUCCCUCAGCAGAUAACAAAGAAGAAGCAAUGCUUUGUGCUGGCAAAUCCAGCUGCAUUUCAGAGAGAAGCUCCACUCCCUAACACAGCCAAGGAGCGGAAGUGUAGCUGAGGGAUAGAGUGCUUAAUAAUAGUGUGUAAAUAUGAGAAAUCCAUGUGGCUACGUUUGUCGCUGUGGCUCCAGCUUGCAGUCAUGUGUAGUGUUGCCUCAGACACAUACAGAGUCUCUGUGCUCCUGUUAGACUGACCAAGCUAUGAAAUAAAGAAAUGCAGUGUG
Messenger RNA from Notothenia coriiceps (black rockcod), 1050 nucleotides. Its product is annotated as dehydrodolichyl diphosphate syntase complex subunit nus1-like. NCBI's taxonomy places the organism in Eukaryota, Metazoa, Chordata, Actinopteri, Perciformes, Nototheniidae. The record is from RefSeq and is a predicted model, not a curated record. Gene Ontology annotation, cellular component: endoplasmic reticulum membrane; dehydrodolichyl diphosphate synthase complex. Gene Ontology annotation, molecular function: ditrans,polycis-polyprenyl diphosphate synthase [(2E,6E)-farnesyl diphosphate specific] activity. The transcript has 3 exons. The coding region runs from base 16 to 462 and encodes 148 amino acids.